ACAAUUUCAGUUCGGAAUUUAUCUGCAACCUCGAAUAAAAUUCACAUUUCUCAUCUCCCGGCGACUGUAGCGUCCGUUGAACACGUUUCACAAAGGACCAGUGUCUCUGUGUGGUUCCUCUUCAGCCAAAGCGGGCGCUCCGGAGUGAGGGACAGGGACCAGGGACGCCGUUAUGAGUGCCAAAGUGAACAUGGAGGCUCCACCCAAAGAAGACCACAGACCUUUGGAGCCGUCCCCUUCCUCCUCCUCCUCUUCCUCCUCCUCAUCAUCUCCUACUGAGACCGUCCUCCUCUGUGGGGCCGAUGGUGUGGCUAAGAAGGCCCGGCCCCAGCCCCCGCCCCACACCACCACAGCUCUCCUCCUGCCAGCUCCUGCUCCAAGCCAUCAGAAGGUGGAGGUGACUCCAGCUGUUGCCAUGGGAGACCCAGGUAAAGGAGGCAGGGCCAAUCAGACGUCUGCGCCCACCCUGACUGCACAAGUGGGUGGGGCUUGUAGCAUUGUCCAUGUCCUAGAGUGGAAGGAGGGGAUGGCUAUCCUGCCCAGCAGCAACCUCAAGUUCUGUGUGAGUGAUGUUGGAACCCUGAGCACACUGAUCACCCCGGCGACCACCAGCAGCACCACUGAACUAGCAGCAGUGACUUCUGGGAGAUCCGCGGAUGCAGAGUGCGCUCCAGCAGACAAGCCAGGCGUGUCGGCUCCUGUCGCCUCUGUGAGAGGUGCAGCUGUGGAGCCCAGGAGGUUGGUGCCGGUCAAAACUGAAGUGCAGGUCGGACUGGGACAACAUGAUCCCAGAGCUCAGAGGACCUACACAGAUGAGCUCCGCAGAGAGCCCAUCACUGACAGGAGGAGCGUCGGGGUGGAGAAGGUGCCAGCAGGCGGGAGGGUCUCCUCCCUUAACCCCGAUCACCUGAAGCCCAUGAGGAAGAGGAAGAGGAAGGAGUACCUGAGUCCGUCUGAGGAAGACUCCGACAUGGAGGGCACGGAUGAGAAAAUGGAUGACUCUAAAGCAGACAGCAGACUCAUCAGAGGAGCUGGAGACAGUAAGACAGAGGAGUGGACGUGGGCUCUGUAUCUGGAGGAGACCAAAGCUGUUGCUGCUCCCAACAAGCUUUUCCAAGAGUCCCAGAGAGUGCCAACAGUGAAGAACGGCUUUAAACAGGGGAUGAAGCUAGAAGGCAUCGACCCGCAGCAUCCGUCCAUGUACUUCGUCCUCACUGUGGCCGAGGUCUGUGGUUACCGGCUGCGGCUCCAUUUUGACGGCUACUCUGACUGCCACGACUUCUGGGUGAACGGCAACUCUCCCGACAUCCACCCUGCGGGGUGGUGUGAGAGCACAGGACACAAACUGCACACUCCGAAAGGUCAGAGUUGGACGAGAAGAUCGAUACCACUCUUUUGUCUAUACGGCUGUAAGGAGGAGGAGUUUACCUGGACCAACUACCUGAGAAUGACAAAAGCACAAGUGGCUCCCAAAGAACUAUUUGCCAGUCCGGGGAGGAUUGAUGUGAAGUGCGGUUUCGAGAUAGGAAUGAAGCUGGAGGCUGUCGACCGUAUGAACCCCUCCCUCAUCUGUGUAGCAACCGUCACUGACAUGGUGGACUGCCGCUUCCUGGUUCACUUUGACAACUGGGACGACACGUAUGACUACUGGUGUGAUGCCAGCAGUCCGUACAUUCAUCCCAUUGGUUGGUGCCAGGAGAGGAACCUGCCCCUAACACCCCCCCAAGAUUACCCAGACCAGGCCCGGUUCUCCUGGUCCGGCUACAUGGAGGAGACUGGUUCUAAGGCAGUGGCCGCUGACACCUUUAAAGUGCGUGCGGCCCACAGCUUCCAGCCUCAGAUGAAACUGGAGGCCGUGGACAAGAGAAGUCCUGGUCUGAUCAGAGUAGCCACAGUGGAGGAGGUCGAGACUCACCGCAUUAAGGUCCAUUACGAUGGCUGGAGUCACGUCUAUGACGAGUGGGUGGACUCGGAUCACCCGGACAUACAUCCGGCAGGCUGGUGUGAAGCGACCGGUCACCCGCUAAAAGUUCCCCCGCGGGACUCCAAAACACAGCCACACGGUGUGAGGGAGCCUCCUGCUAUGGGUCAGUCCACCUACCCCUCCUCUGUUCCCUGCAAACCCAUCAGCCAACCGAGAAACAACAAGUACAGCUUCCACAACAGGAAGUGUCCAACUCCUGGUUGUGAUGGCUCCGGCCACGUGACCGGUCGCUUUACCGCUCAUCACUGCAUAUCUGGCUGCCCGCUGGCUGAGCGCAACCAGGGCCGGCUGAAGGCAGAGCUGUCGGACUCGGAGUGCAAGAGGAACCUCUUCUUCGGCCAGAGGACCAAGAAGACGCAUUACCGUGGCAGGAUUGGUCGUCCUCCCAAAUACAGGAAGAACCAACAGAGAGAUUACCAGAACAUGUCCUCAGAGGUGUACCCCUCACUGUUCAUGUCGGCUCUGAGUGGCCAGUCAGACCGGACUCUGUCUCUGUGCUGGGAGCAGCACUGUAAGCUGCUGCCCGGCGUUCAGGGCAUCCACGCCAGCCAGGUCGCGGCAUGGAGCGUGGAAGAGGUCUUCAGGUUUGUCCAGAAUCUAAUCGGCUGUGAAGAACAGGCUCGUCUGUUCAAAGACGAGAUGAUUGACGGGGAGGCCUUCCUGCUGCUCACCCAGACCGACAUUGUGAAGAUCAUGAGCAUCAAGCUCGGCCCCGCCCUCAAGAUCUCCAACGCCAUCCUCAUGUUCAAGAGCACAGACGAGGGACUCAAGUGAUUGAGGAGCGGGGGGGGAGCCACCAAUCUUCAUGUGCCAAAUUCAUUUUAUUGCAGGGAAAAGACCCUGACCCCUUUUUCAUGUGUUUGGUGUCCUGUACCCAUCAGAGAGGAAGGGUGGGGGGGUUGUUAUGGUUCAUGUGGCGUGAGGAGGGAUAAAGGAGGGGUUAGAAGAAGAAGGGAAAGUAGGAAAUACAUAUAUAUUUGGGGAGAAAUGACGUAAAGAUGAUCGACAAAAACUGGUAUGUGGGGUGGAUAGAAUCGGGCUGAGGCAGGUGAGUGGGGGGGACAGCCAACGUUUUUCGAGUUUGGUGGUUUUCCAACUGUUGCGUUUGACUCACUAUCAGAGUUGGAUUAUUACCAAACCACCGAACAUCACUUGAACAUCGCAGUCACCUGCUUCUGGUUGCACUUCCGCAGAUGUGGCACAGACGUCCUGCCGCCUCUCACAGCCGAUCUGGAGACACUAACGCUAUUAGUGCUUUAACUGCCAGACGGGGUAUCGCUCCUUUUGAUGCGAGAUCUAACACGGGUCAGUUGGAACUGUACUCAGACCGCCUUUCACGGGUGAGGUGGACUCAAAAAAGGUUUACACAACGACCACAUUUUCAGAAAUACUCAUAUUUGGACAAAACAAUUGGUUACAAGAGCACUCGGAGAGUGCAGACCUCCGCCAAGACUGAGCUGUGCUGUUUUCUAUAAAAAAAAAAAUCCUGGAUCCAGAUCUCAAAAAAUGUAAUCACCUGUUUCCAUGACCAAGACUUAUCUUUGAUAAUAUUUAAAUGCAAAUCCCUCCAUAACUUUUUGAGUUGUCCAACCCACUCACAUAACCUCCUUGGUGGAGGUAUAAAAACGACAACAACAACAACAACAACACUGGAGUAACAUACAGAACAUACUGAUAAGAACAUGGGAGAACUGUGGAUGGGGGGAAUGCAGUAGCUGAGGCUGGUCAGUGAGGCUCCUACAAGCUUCACGUUUUGUGCAAUAAAAAAAAGUUGAGACUUAAGAGAGGAAGUAUUCAACAACACUUAUUAUUGCAGCUCCUUUGUGUCAUCAGCCUAAUCCUAAUACUGUAAACGAAUACAACGGAUAAAUAAGCUAUUUCAUUCUGCCUGCAAACCGUGUAGGGCCGUAGCAGACGUGAGAAAACCUUGACCUCGGCCUCAGUUUCCUGGUUAUUUGUAUUAUUGUGAAAACUGAAUGAUCAGACCUGUAAUUUAAAAGGUUUCCCUCUGAUUCAGAAUCUGACCAACGGGGUGUUUUCCACAAGACCUCAAAUUAUUUUUCAGCACGUUGGCACAACUGUGAAACCCCUCAUGGAUUUUUACACAAUGAUAUUCCCACACUCGGUCACUAGAGAGUGCAAACAAUCCACAUACUGGCGCUAUUCGUGGAUUUGAUAUCCAGCCGAUGGAGCUCCACUGCAGUCCACACGAGAUGGAAACUCCAUUCUGAGUAUGUUCUUCUGAAAAUGUUUACAUUUUAUGUCAGAAUAAGUUAAAGAAUAAUGUAUGAAUUUGAUAUUGUUGAAUGAAAGUUAUUUUUCUUGAAAGUUUUAAGGGCUCCUGGGAUGUCGAAGAUAAUCUUUAUGUGUGUCUCUCUGGUGGGAUUCAUGUGUGUGUGUGUGUGUGUGUGUGAGGUGUGUGAGAGAGAGAGAGAGAGAGAGAGAGAGUAUGUGUGAGUCAAGAUAAUCUUGGCUCACAAUUGUCAUUCCAUCCAUAUGAAUUAAUAAACGUCCAAAGCUGA
Messenger RNA from Scophthalmus maximus (turbot), 4506 nucleotides. It is a transcript of the gene l3mbtl1, whose product is annotated as L3MBTL histone methyl-lysine binding protein 1. Gene Ontology annotation, cellular component: nucleus. Lineage: Eukaryota; Metazoa; Chordata; Actinopteri; Pleuronectiformes; Scophthalmidae. The record is from RefSeq and is a predicted model, not a curated record. Gene Ontology annotation, molecular function: protein binding; zinc ion binding. The transcript has 23 exons. Bases 173 to 2758 code for a protein of 861 amino acids. Gene Ontology annotation, biological process: regulation of DNA-templated transcription.